CUUCCCCCUGGCUUCUCCUUCAAGCUAUACUCUCAUUCUCUCUCCUCCGACCACAGUCGUCUGUUCCUCCGCUUCACAUUCUCCUACGGGUGUUUCGAUUGAGUUGUACAGCAGAUGUCUGUUGAUAUCUGCAAGAAGAAUCCAUCGUUUCUUUGGUGUGACUGUGGUUAUAUGAGCAGAGGGAGGUUGUGGUGCUUUCAGACAAUCCACUUUUACUUUAAACCUUUCAGUUCAACCCCCUUCUAGUUUUCUUCUUCUUCUUCUUCUUCUUUCUUCUUCCUAGCUUCUUCACAAUUCACUGUCGUUUCUUUUUUUAGUCAAGAGUGUUUGAUUUUGCUCAAUCUUGUUACUGUGUGAGUCUGAGAGUUACUGGUGAGGGAAGUUACUUAGUUUAGUGAAAGUACUCUCCUUUGGGUUUCUUCUUUCCUAUGGGGAAAACUAACUUGGCACCUGGAUUUCGGUUUCAUCCGACUGAUGUUGAACUUGUGAGAUAUUACUUGAAGAGGAAAGUAUUGGGGAAAAAGUUCCGAGUUAAUGCCAUUGCUGAGAUUGACAUUUACAAGUUCGAACCACCUGAUUUACCUGAGAGAUCAUGUCUCGGGACUGGAGAUCUCAAGUGGUACUUCUUCUGCCCAAGAGAAAAGAAGUAUCCCAAAGGCGGUAAGGCUAACCGCUCGACUGAAUGUGGUUACUGGAAGACCACAGGAAGAGACAGAGAUGUUUCUUACAAUGACCAAGUCGUGGGGAAGAUAAGAACUCUGAUUUAUCACUUCGGGAAAAUACCUCGUGGUGAUCGGACUGAUUGGGUCAUACAUGAAUAUAGACUUGAAGACCAAGUACUCGCUCAAAAGAAUGUUCCUCAGGAUAGUUAUGUGCUUUGCGUUCUCUUUAAGAAAAAUGGGCUUGGACCAAGACAUGGAUCUCAGUAUGGAGCUCCAUUUAAGGACGAGGAUUGGAGUGGUGAGGAAGAUGAAGAUACUCAGAAUCUUGUAGCUGUUCCUUCUGCAGUACACGCCGGUCCUGGUCCUAGCAAAGAAACCAGUAUAGUUGCUACGGACUCUCAGUCAACUGCUCCUAAAGAUUGUUUGGCAGGAGUCAUCUCAGACUCUUGCGUCUCUGAUAUACCGCCACUAACUGCCACAGUUCUUCCACCUCUAACAAGUGAUGUUGCAGCUCACGCUCCCAUGUCUUCUUCACCUCUUCCUGAGGUUCCUCAGGUACCUCCAGAUGAUGACGAUGAGUUAAAUUCGAUGCUAGAUCUCUUUUCUGUUGUCAAUGACGAGUGUUUACUUUUUGACGAUUUCGACUGUCAGAAUGAGGUUAGACAUGAGACUGGUGUUUUUGUUAACGAGGAAGCUCCAGUUUUCUUAGGAGAUGGCAAUUUCAGUGGAAUGUUUGACCUGAGCAACGAGCUAGUCAUGGAGCUGCAGGAUCUGAUACAGCCAGACACUCCUCCUCCUCCUCCUCCUCCUCCGGCUCAAGCCAGUAAUCCCGAUGACUCAAGUAGCAACGGUCAGACUUAGGACCAGUUAGUAUAUGCCUGCUGAUGUAUGAUCUUUCUUGCUUUGAUGGUCUAUUGAAACAGAGACCAAACAUAUAAAGCGUUUAACCAGAAUGUUUUCUUCUGUUGCCAUCUCUGUCUGCACGAAAGAUGUGGAGGCAGCUUUCUAUGUUAUGUUUCUGCAACAAUGUUACUGUCUGUGUAGUAUUAAAUUUCAUCAUCAUUUGAAGUGGCAAAGACCAUUGCUUUUAACUUGUGUAAUUCCAUGGAUUCUUAGUUUCAAUGAUAAUGCCAACACAUUAGUUUUAA
Capsella rubella is the source of this 1810-nucleotide messenger RNA. Its product is annotated as NAC domain-containing protein 82. Lineage: Eukaryota; Viridiplantae; Streptophyta; Magnoliopsida; Brassicales; Brassicaceae. The record is from RefSeq and is a predicted model, not a curated record. Bases 429 to 1523 code for a protein of 364 amino acids. Gene Ontology annotation, molecular function: DNA binding. Gene Ontology annotation, biological process: regulation of DNA-templated transcription. The transcript is spliced from 5 exons.